GUUAAUACCAAAUUCAAGCUAUUACUAUAGAUAACAGAUACUGGGCUUUACAUAGAGCACCUCACUUUCUUAUUCUUGCCACCCUUCAAGGCAGAAAAGGAAAGAAAGGAACAGAGAGGUUAGUUAAUUUACCCAAAGUCACACACCUGAUAUGCAGAGGAGUCAGAAUUCAAACCCAGGAAGGAUUCCAAAGCCCAAGAUCUGAUCUAUUUGACUAGCUGAUCUCCAAAAUUCGGUGUUGAUAAAGAAGUGCACCUCAUUUAAAAAAGCAUGCGUGAGUACACACAUAUGCACACACACACACACACACACACACAGAGUACUUGCUUUAUUUUUAUUUUUUUAAGUCAGCUAUCUGAGGUAUCUCUUAAGGCUCCAGAAGUCACAGGACAUAAACAGCUUUGUUCUAUUUUGUCCUCAGACCCAAAUUCUCUGUGUGACAGAACCAGCUCCAGUUUUCCUCAAACUCAAAGAUGAGACUUUUGAGUUCUUGGUUAGAACUUCCAUGAGGCCAUUAUGAUGCCAGGCCUGGGCUGUUGCCAUGGCAUCCACAGGGCCUAGGACUGGGGCUCUCACCUUCCCUGAAGCUCACUCAGGUCUCCUAGCUCUGCUGCACUUCCCACCUGCUAAGCACCUGUGUACCUUCAUCACUAAGGUACCUAGUUUCCCUCACAUCACUCUUUAUUUCCCCCACAGCCACAGCUACUCUUCACUGUUCUACCUCCUGGCUAACAUCCAGAGCCCAGGCUCUUCUGUCUGACCCUCACCUGCCCCCUCACUUUUCCUUUUCACACCCUUGCACUGACUCCGUUACCCCUGCUCUUCUACUCCCUCUGACUCUACCUACCACACUGUUCUCCCCUCUUUCUGCUCCAGCCCACUCCCUCCUCUCCUCCUCCCCUGUCCCUCACUCCCUCACUGUCUUUGCCUUCUUCUUACCAGUUGAGCUGGGUCAGCUAUAUCCAGGGAUCAUCAUGGAGCUUGAAGGGAAGAAAGAGACCAUGGCUCCUCAUACACAGAAUCCAAGCUUAACACCUGAAAGUAGUAAGAAGAAAACAGUGAAAAAGAAGAAAGAUAUGGAAGAACUGAAGAAGGAAGUACUCAUGGAGGAUCACAAAUUGACCUUGGAAGAGCUGAGUGCCAAGUACUCUGUGAACCUGACCAUGGGCCAUAACCCAGAAAAGGCAAAAGAAAUCCUGAUUCGAGAUGGACCCAAUAUACUGACUCCUCCCCACACCACCCCAGAGUGGGCCAAAUUCUGCAAACAACUGUUUGGUGGCUUCUCUCUCCUGCUGUGGAUUGGUUCCAUUCUCUGCUUCUUGGCCUAUGGCAUCCAGCAGCAUUUUGAUGAUGAACCUACUAAAGAUAAUCUAUAUUUGGGCGCCGUACUAGCUGUCGUGGUCAUCGUCACUGGCUGCUUCUCCUAUUAUCAGGAGGCCAAGAGCUCCAAGAUCAUGGAGUCUUUUAAGAACUUGGUACCACAGCAAGCUCUGGUGAUUCGAGGAGGAAAGAGGAUGCAAAUCAAUGUAAAAGAAGUGGUGCUGGGAGACCUGGUAGAAGUGAAGGGUGGAGACCGAAUUCCUGCUGACCUUCGGCUGAUCUAUGCACAAAGAUGUAAGGUGGACAACUCAUCCUUGACUGGGGAGUCAGAGCCCCAAAGUCGCUCUACUGAUUUCACCCAUGAGAACCCUCUGGAAAGCCGAAACCUCUGCUUCUUCUCUACUAACUGUGUGGAAGGAACAGCCAAGGGUGUUGUGAUUGCAACAGGAGACUGCACAGUGAUGGGCCGAAUUGCCUCACUGGCAUCAGGCCUAGAGACGGGCAAGACCCCCAUUGCUAUUGAGAUUGAACACUUCAUCCACUUGAUCACAACAGUGGCCAUUUUCCUUGGUGUCACUUUUUUUGGUCUCUCGCUUUUCCUGGGCUAUCCCUGGCUUGAGGCUAUUGUUUUUCUCAUUGGCAUCAUUGUGGCCAAUGUGCCUGAGGGGCUACUGGCCACUGUCACGGUGUGCCUGACCCUGACAGCCAAGCGCAUGGCACGGAAGAACUGCCUGGUGAAGAACCUGGAGGCAGUGGAGACACUGGGCUCCACGUCCACCAUCUGCUCAGACAAGACAGGCACCCUCACCCAGAACCAUAUGACGGUGGCCCACCUCUGGUUCGACAGGAAGGUGUAUGCAGCUGGCACCAGUGAAAUCAAACUGGUGACUAGUGGUAUUGAGAAAAUAUUUGCUGAGGGCUCUGCUACCUGGCUAAUCCUGGCCCGAAUUGCUGGCCUCUGCAACCGUGCUGACUUUAAACCUCAUCAGGAGACUCUGCCCAUAACUAAGAUGUCCAUCCACCUUCAGGAGGAUGACUCCCAAGCCCAUGUGCUGCUGAUGAAGGGUGCUCCUGAGAGGAUCUUGGAGUUCUGCUCAACUAUCCUCCUGAAUGGACAGGAGUACCCACUUGAUGACAAAAUGAAGAAUGCCUUCCAAAGUGCCUACUUGGAACUGGGAGGUCUCGGGGAGCGAGUGCUGGGGUUCUGCUUCUUGAAUCUGCCUAGCAGCUUUCCUAAAGGAUUCCAGUUUAAUACAGAUGAACUAAAUUUUCCCAUGCAAAAUCUGUGUUUUGUGGGCCUCAUAUCCAUGAUUGACCCUCCUCGAACUGCUGUGCCUGAUGCUGUGAACAAGUGCCGCAGUGCAGGGAUUAAGGUGAUUAUGAUAACAGGGGAUCAUCCUAUUACAGCCAAGGCCAUUGCCAAGAGUGUGGGCAUCAUUUCAGAAGGCAAUGAAACAGUGGAAGACAUUGCCGCCCGGCUUAGGAUUCCCAUCAGUCAGGUCGAUACCAGUAACAUUAAAGCCAUUGUGGUCCACGGCUCAGAGCUGAAGGGUAUGAACUCACAGCAGCUGGACCAAAUUCUCGAAAACCAUAAAGAAAUCGUGUUUGCUCGGACUUCCCCACAGCAGAAGCUCGUCAUUGUGGAGGGGUGUCAGAGGCUGGGAGCCAUUGUGGCGGUAACAGGUGAUGGGGUAAAUGACUCACCGGCUCUGAAGAAGGCUGACAUUGGCAUUGCUAUGGGCAUCUCUGGCUCUGAUGUCUCUAAGCAGGCAGCCGACAUGAUCCUGCUGGAUGACAACUUUGCUUCCAUCGUCACAGGCGUGGAGGAGGGCCGCCUGAUCUUUGACAACCUGAAGAAGUCCAUUGCGUACACCCUGACCAGCAACAUCCCCGAGAUCACCCCCUUCCUGCUGUUCAUUAUUGCCAACAUCCCCCUCCCUCUGGGCACUGUGACCAUCCUCUGCAUUGACCUGGGUACUGACAUGGUCCCUGCUAUCUCCUUGGCCUAUGAGUCAGCUGAAAGUGACAUCAUGAAGAGGCGUCCACGGGACCCAAAGAUUGAUAAGCUAGUGAACAGCCGUCUCAUUGCCAUGUCCUAUGGACAGAUUGGGAUGAUCCAGGCUCUGGCUGGAUUCUUUACCUAUUUUGUGAUCCUGGCUGAGAAUGGCUUUAAGCCUUAUGAUCUGCUGGGCAUCCGCCUGAACUGGGAAAACAAAUUCUUAAAUGACCUGGAGGACAGCUAUGGACAGCAGUGGACCUACGAGCAGCGAAAGAUGGUGGAGUUCACUUGCCACACAGCCUUCUUUGUCAGCAUCGUGAUGGUGCAAUGGACCGACCUCCUUAUCUGCAAGACCCGCCGCAACUCGAUCUUCCAGCAGGGCAUGAAAAACAAGAUCCUAAUUUUCGGGAUCCUGGAGGAGACAUUCCUGGCGGCUGUACUGUCCUACACUCCAGGCACAAACGUGGCUCUGCGAAUGUACCCACUGAAGAUAAACUGGUGGUUCUGUGCCAUUCCCUACAGCCUUCUUAUCUUCAUCUAUGACGAAAUCAGAAAACUUAUCAUCCGUAAACGGCCUGGCGGUGAGGCUGCCCUGGGCCCUCCUCUGACAGAGUGGUCACUAGUCCCUAAUGACCUUUCCCAUCGGGCCUGCUUCCUCCAGACUCACUAGCAUUCCCCCACCUCACUGUCUGCCCUUUCCUUUGCCUGGAACCAAACCCAACUCCUUGACUACAACACCCUGUUCCUUCCAAUGUUUAGGGCCAUGGUCUGCAUGGCAGGCCUCCCACCUUCUCCUCGUUGGUCCUUUUGCUGAACUCCCCUGGAUGUCUCUCCUGCCACCUUCUCCCAGUCUACUCUGGUCUUUUCUUCUCCAUAGGCUGGCUGGAAGAGGAGACAUACUACUAAACCCACCAGAAGACCAGCGUCACGUGACAUGGUGUCACAGGAGCCAGGAUUAUGAGUUUAACAUAACAUCUGAGAGAGAUCUGAACUGGGGCAGAGACUAUUAAGAAUUACCCUGGAUGAGAGAGACAGGCAAUCUUGGGAUUGGACCAAGGGCAUCAUGAGUAGGAGAUGGGGUGGGGUGAGGGGAAACCCAGCUUGCAUCUGGCUGGAGCCCAAUGGGGAGGGGCACAGUCCUGUAGAAUCCAGCAGUCAGUCUAGAGAGUAAAUGUUUGGAACAGCCCUCACCUGGUUGGACGUGUCACAUCUGAUUUUUGGGGAGUGGGAGAUUGCUAUGAAUGAAGCUUACAUUUUCAUAGUAACCAGGCAAGGAAAGUCCUUCAGGAACCUGAGAAGAGGCUGGUUGGGGAUUCGAGUCAAGUAUCCUUGCCCCUUGAGGGUUAUCCCCUAUCUUAAAGUCACUCUCUGAUAUCCUGGAAAAGAACAAAUGACUGCCCCAAAAGUCCAACUGGGAUAAGAGAAUGGAAGGUGGGUGAGAGAGGAGCAAGCAGCUGAGCUACAUCCUAUAGAGAAGGCCACAGCACCCAUCUGAGACUCCACCUUGGAUUUCCUUCCUCUUCUCCCCCCACCCACUAACUUGCUUUUUUCUCAGUGAGCCCCUCCACUUGGCCCCAUGGCUCAGUUCAUUCAGAUUACUGGCCAUGAGUUGUGGUUCUAGAAGAGACUUUAUGCCACAGUGAAUAAUCUGAGGUUCAGAGAAGUUCCAUGACUUGAAAACAGUAGCAUGGUGUGGGAGUGACCUCCUCUGAUUCAGAGUGGUGGCCCCUGCCAUCCCAUUCUGUCAUCAGGGCAUCUCAAUCCCAUCCCAACCCUCAGCCUGUUUUCUCUGGUAGGUAAAUGCUCUACCACUGAGCUAUACCUCCAACCCUGAAGCCAGGCCCUUUGCUGGUCUGGUUUCUGAUGAGUGAGAAGGCCCUGGGAGCCCCUUUCCUGUCCAUCCUCCUCUCCAAGGUUCUUCCUUUCCCUUCCUCUCCUCCUUCCUCUCCUUCCACUUUGCCCUGUAGCUAAGUUCAUUCUUGGGCAUCUUUCAGAGUAGAGAGUUGAGUCUUCCCAAAAGUACACAGAAAAAUAAAUGUAAGGAAAACUGGGGGAAAUUUGUCAACUAUAAAUUUUCUCUCUUUUUGUGGCCAGUACUGGGUUUGAACUCAGGGCCUCCCACUUGCUAGGCAAGAGCUCUACCAUUGGAGCCACAUGCUCAGCCCAAUCAGCUGUUCCCAGAAACAAAAUGGAUAUAUUAAGUGACUUCAUACUAUGCCUGGCACUGAGACAAGGACUGUACACACACCAUCAAUUAAUUCACACCAAUAUAUUCCUACCUCUUCACCCUGUUUCAUAAAGAGGAAACCAAUGUCUGAUUCCAAAACGUGUGCCCUUAACCACUUUACAUACUAGUCUUACAGUGAGGGCUGGACUAAAGCACAAAUAAAAACAAAACAAAAGCAAAACACAGGAUAGUGGUGGAGGAAGAACAGUAGAUGGGUCUGAAAGAUGAGGUAUGUCUCCUUCUGGUUCCCCUCCUUCUUCCAACACAAGGUCUCCUAGGGACAGGGCCAUAUAAGUCUGGGGUACUCCCCGGCUGCUGACA
Molecule: messenger RNA, 5867 nt
Organism: Castor canadensis (American beaver)
Lineage: Eukaryota; Metazoa; Chordata; Mammalia; Rodentia; Castoridae
Source: RefSeq, a predicted model, not a curated record